Fusarium keratoplasticum is the source of this 951-nucleotide messenger RNA. RefSeq names its product PALP domain-containing protein. Gene Ontology annotation, biological process: L-cysteine biosynthetic process. NCBI's taxonomy places the organism in Eukaryota, Fungi, Ascomycota, Sordariomycetes, Hypocreales, Nectriaceae. Gene Ontology annotation, cellular component: cytoplasm. The transcript has a single exon. The record is from RefSeq and is a predicted model, not a curated record. The coding region runs from base 1 to 951 and encodes 316 amino acids.
AUGGCAAACACAUCUAUUACUCCACCUCGCGUAUCAAAUGUACUCGACGCCAUAGGCAAUACACCAUGCGUCGAGCUGAAACGUAUCACUCCAGAAGGACACGCCCGUGUGUUUCUCAAGCUCGAGUUUCUCAACCCCACGGGCUCGUACAAGGAUCGCAUGGCGAGAGCAGUCAUUGAAGAGGCAGAGCGACAAGGCAUCUUGAAGCCCGGGAUGACUGUUGUCGAAGCAACUGGUGGCAGCACUGGCUCAUCCCUUGCCCUUGUCUGCGCCGUCAAGGGAUACAAGUUCCGUGUCAUCUCUUCGGAUGCGUUUGCAAAGGAAAAGCUACGGACAAUGGCAGCCUUUGGAUCUGACCUUGACUUGAUUGCGAGCGCGAACGGCAAGAUCACGCCCGACUUAAUUCCUUCCAUGAGAGAAAAGGCCAAGGGGUUCUCAAAAGAGGAGGGUGUCUUUUGGGUGGAUCAGUUCAGCAAUACUGAUGUCCUUGUCGGCUACCAGACCCUCGGCCACGAACUCGUUCAGCAAUUUCCCGACGGUAUCAAUGCCUUUUGUGGCGCUGUCGGAGGCGGCGGUAUGGUCAUGGGCGUGUCAAAGAUCUUGAAGGAGAAAUAUCCACAGACGCACAUCGUGGUUCUCGAACCAGAGUCUGCGCCCGUAAUUACCAAGGGCCACGGCGGGAGCCACAGCGUCGAGGGAAUCGGCAUCGGGUUUGUGCCUCCGUUGCUGGAUGAAACUCUCUACGAUGAGGCGAAGGGCAUUCCAGAGGCUGAGGCGCGCGAAAUGUGCCGGCGCCUGGCAAAAGAAGAGGGAAUACUGGUUGGGACUUCGAGUGGCCUGAAUGUUGUCGCCGCGCUUGAACUGGCAAAGCAGCUCGGGCCGGGCAAGACGGUUGUUACGGUCGCAUGCGAUACUGGGCUGAAGUAUAUGAACAGCGGUUUAUUUGAAUAA